UUGAAAACAGCCGCCAAUUCAGACAAACGCCGUGAAGAACGGAUGAAUAUUCUGAUAAUUGACCUGAAGCUUAGUUAAAAUAAGUGAACACAUUUUUAACAACGCUAAUGUGCUCUUGGAAUCCUAGCCAAUUAUUUAUAUGGAAAUUUUCUGACCGUAUCUUCGUCGAAAGAAGUUAAAAUUCCCUCUGCGCUUAGAUUUCACUCUCUUUUCCUCUUUCAUUGAGAUAUUUUUUCCUUUUCCCUGAAGACCAUUUAUCUCAAUCCUUUCAAUUUUUUCGGACCUCUGAAAAAUGAGAAACGUUGUCUGCAGCAGAGCAUGAUGAGUCCUAGUAUGGACAGAUGAUGACGUGCAAUCGAAAAGCAACAAGAAUAUGAGUACUUUCUCACUUCUGUGCGUAAUAAUCGGGUGCAUCUUCCUCGCCAUCAUCCUCCUCUGUUACAUUCGUCACUUGUUCGUGUUUGGCGUGAACUUCCCCUGUUCAGAUUUGAAGACAGACUACUUCGGCAGACCAUAUCCAGAUGCUGCAGAUCCAGUGCCUGAUGAUGUCGAAGCACAGGAAUCCGCACGCGGUCCUUUUGAUCCAGACGAGGCUGCCAGAGGCAACAAAUACUACCCAAUUCUAACUGUAGACGAAGCUAGGCGCAGUUCAGCAACAGUAUCUACUAUAAAACAUCUUCUUCUAAAUUCGGAUCUCAAACCGAUUCCAGGAAUGAAUCGCGUUCUUGAGUCAUCAGUCGACGAAGACGAUGAGUCUGUUUCAACCAAUCGGGAGCCACAAAAACCGUAUGUCUCAUCCAAUCAGGAACGAGCUCACUCAAUUGAUGUGAAUGGAAGUACUGUCUCGCAAAAACGAGGCGAUAUUAUUCGGAAAUCGGAUAGUGCCGAUAACAACAUGAAGACAUCAGAAUCAAGCGAAUCCUCGCUCGGAUCUAUUCAAACUGCACCCCCCGAACGAAGAAUGUCGAAUAAGAGCUUGAGAAGAAUUAAUCGGCUGGGUAAGUCGCCUAAAAUUGACGGCGCAAUUUGCGAAGACGGAGAUGCUUCGAAUGUUCCAACUGAAGAUGAUACAAACCACUCGGCUGAUGUCGAGGACUCGGAAGAUGAAAAAAUGGAACGAAACUCGAGACCAAAAAUGACUGGCAAGCAAAAGAUACCCACCAUAUCAACGACGUCUUCCUCGCCCUACUUACAAGUUCCGCAAACAGGGCCGCAAUACCUCGAUCAUAAAUUCACCCGAAAUAAAUCCAAGAGUCUCCGGGAGAAUUCGGGACACAAGUCUCUCUCGUCACCGACAUGCGACGAGUCGUCAACUCGGAAACGAAUGAGUCUCGAUCGCAUUCUAUCCAGCCAAUGCCAGUACUGCAUUGCUGAAAUUAUGACCUCAAACCCUGAUUCAAAUAUCACUGAAUCUGAAAAACUAUUUACAAAUACUGAUGGAAAAGUGAUUACAAACCCAGGAAAAGCGCUGACCGUUGAUCUCAAUUCAAAUUCAGACACUUUUGAUGUUCCGCGCGAGAAAACUUGCGGUGUUCCUCGCGGAAAAAGUUGUGGUGCUGCGCGCAGAAACUCAAAAUCACCUCAUUUUUCUCAAUUUUGCACUGAAGGCGAAAAUCUUUGCCAACUAUGUGUUACAGAAAGUAGUCAUAAAUUCGUAAAUAGAGAAACAUCGGCAAGUUCAGGUUGCAGAUCUAAGCCACUUUCGCCGAGCGAUGGCAAACAAAUAUUCAAAAAUACAUUUUUCUACCAGGGAACUCCGGUUAAUAAAUAUCACAGUAAAGAUUUUACGAGUUUUAAAUUCAAUGCAAGCCAAAACUCUGGUAAAAAUACUAUGGAACGAAGCAACAGCACCAGAUUAUACGAAUCGCGGAAUAAUCAAGUUAGUUAUCAAGUUGCCGAAAAACGAAGAUCAACUACCCAUCUUCGGAACCCUAGAAAGUCGCCCUCGAAUAGUUUACGUGACGAGCAGGUUCAAGAAGCAGAAGACUUUGCGAAUAAUCAUCAAUUGAAGCCGACAAGUAAUGUUCGUCGCACAAGAAGCACACGAGAACGAAGACGUUCUCGUCAUUUAACUCCGAGCGAUGAUCGUCAGGUCUCACCAGGAUCACCGCGAGGAGGUAGUUUCCGAGAACGACGAACGAGUAGCAGUCGGAAGAAAUUGAGUCCGAGACUGACUAGUUUCGAAGAUUUCCAGAACUUUAGCUUGCUAAUGGCCGGUCACAAAGUUGAAAUUCCAGCUUGGAAAAAGCAUGAAAAAACAAUGCAAGCUUUUUACAGUAAUAGUCACGAUGCCGAUAUAUCGUCGUAGCUCAUAGAUCUAGCGAGUUAUUAGUGAAACCGGUCGUUUUAACUUCUUUUAAG
Molecule: messenger RNA, 2361 nt
Organism: Symsagittifera roscoffensis
Lineage: Eukaryota; Metazoa; Xenacoelomorpha; Acoela; Convolutidae
Exons: 4
Coding region: 374-2308 (644 amino acids)
Source: RefSeq, a predicted model, not a curated record